Messenger RNA from Phacochoerus africanus (Common warthog), 1716 nucleotides. Its product is annotated as L-lactate dehydrogenase A chain. Gene Ontology annotation, molecular function: L-lactate dehydrogenase (NAD+) activity. Lineage: Eukaryota; Metazoa; Chordata; Mammalia; Artiodactyla; Suidae. Gene Ontology annotation, cellular component: cytoplasm. Bases 140 to 1138 code for a protein of 332 amino acids. Gene Ontology annotation, biological process: carboxylic acid metabolic process. The record is from RefSeq and is a predicted model, not a curated record. The transcript is spliced from 8 exons.
CCUCGCUGUUGCUUUUAAGGCCCCUCCCGCUCCGCGCUCGGAGUACCGGAGCAGCUGCCGCCAAGUCCGGAUCCGACACUGCGCGCCUCCCACGCCCGCCCGAAGUGCACUCCCGAUUCCUUUUGGUUCUAAAUCCACUAUGGCAACUCUCAAGGAUCAGCUGAUUCACAAUCUUCAUAAGGAAGAGCAUGUUCCCCACAAUAAGAUUACAGUUGUUGGGGUUGGUGCUGUUGGCAUGGCUUGUGCCAUCAGUAUCUUAAUGAAGGAAUUGGCGGAUGAAAUUGCUCUCGUUGAUGUCAUGGAAGACAAACUGAAGGGAGAGAUGAUGGAUCUGCAACAUGGCAGCCUUUUCCUUAGGACCCCAAAAAUUGUCUCUGGCAAAGACUAUAACGUGACUGCAAACUCUAGGCUGGUUGUUAUCACAGCUGGGGCACGUCAGCAAGAGGGAGAAAGCCGUCUUAAUUUGGUCCAGCGUAAUGUGAACAUCUUUAAAUUCAUCAUUCCUAAUAUUGUAAAAUACAGCCCAAACUGCAAGUUGCUUGUUGUUUCCAAUCCAGUGGAUAUCUUGACCUAUGUGGCUUGGAAGAUAAGUGGCUUUCCCAAAAACCGUGUUAUUGGAAGUGGUUGCAAUUUGGAUUCAGCCCGGUUCCGUUACCUAAUGGGGGAAAGGCUGGGAGUUCACCCCCUAAGCUGUCAUGGGUGGAUCCUUGGGGAGCAUGGAGACUCUAGUGUGCCUGUGUGGAGUGGAGUAAAUGUUGCUGGUGUCUCCCUGAAGAAUCUGCACCCUGAAUUAGGCACUGAUGCAGAUAAGGAACACUGGAAAGCGGUUCACAAACAGGUGGUGGACAGUGCUUAUGAGGUGAUCAAACUGAAAGGCUACACGUCCUGGGCCAUUGGACUAUCUGUGGCAGAUCUGGCAGAAAGUAUAAUGAAGAAUCUUAGGCGGGUGCAUCCGAUUUCCACCAUGAUUAAGGGUCUCUAUGGGAUAAAAGAGGAUGUCUUCCUUAGUGUUCCUUGCAUCUUGGGACAGAAUGGAAUCUCAGAUGUUGUGAAAGUGACUCUGACUCCUGAGGAAGAGGCUCAUUUGAAGAAGAGUGCAGAUACACUUUGGGGGAUCCAGAAAGAGCUGCAAUUUUAAAGUCUCUCAUAACAUACCACUUUCACUGUCUAGGCUACAACAAGAUUUUAGUUGGAGGUUGUGCAUAUUGUUCUUUUUAAUCUGAUCUGUGACUAAAGCAGUAAUGUUAAGACAGCCUAGGAAAAACAGCCAUUUCCUAAAGUUAGGAGUGGUUCAUAAACCCCCACAGCUGUAUCCUGAUGUUGGAUGGUACUUAUCUUGUAUAGUCCUAAAUUGGUUCUUGUAAAAUAGUUCUACUUUCUCAAGAGGCACCCGGGCCAGUGUUGCAGAUGCUGCAGUUGCCUUUCAAGCCAGAUAUAUGUUUACUCUGUGUUAUAUAAUAUCUGGUUCCUUUAGCUAAGAUGCCCAGUCUAACUCUUUUAUCUCCAAUUAAUCACAUCCUGGGAUCCAAUGUACAAAUCCAGUAUUGCAUGUCUUGUGAUAACUAUUCUAAAGAAUCUUAUUUUAUGUACUGUAUGUAUCAGAAUAGUGUACAAUGCCAUGUAAUGUAAAAAGAAAAAUCAAAAUCUAUAUAAAUAAUGCAGCCAACUAUCCAGCUGUUAUACCAACUAAAACAACAAAUAAACCUUGAACAGUGA